AUGCGAGCUGUCUCUAUUCUUAUUGCCUUCGCGGCAUCGAUGGCAUUCGCCGUGAACGAUUGCAGCGUUGCAACUAUCCAAGCUCUCAUUGAUACUGUGGUUGACACUGAUACCACUGCAACUGUUGCCUUUGCUCAGAGAAUUGAUUCAAAUGAGACAUUGGCGACUUUCGAGACACUUGUCGGAGCCAGAAACCUCAGGUCUAACCUUACAGACACUUGUGGUGUUAGAGUCAAUGCGAAUACCACUUCGGGCUCCAACUAUGCCUUCGGUGUUUUACUACCAGAUGUUUGGUACCAGCGCAUCAUGGCGGCGGCACCUGCUGCAGGUAUCGACUGGGGCACCAUGUCAGCAGCUGCCCAGUAUCAAUACGCCAUCAUUGGUUCCAAUGGGGGCCACGAUGAGAUUGACUACGAUCCAGACUGGGUAACACCCAAUGGUCUGAUCGACUAUGGCUACCUGGCCGUACACGAAAGCACGGUACUCGGCAAGGCCCUGAUCAAGGCAUGGUACGGCAACGAGUCCGUCUAUAACUACUUCACUGGGUGUUCUGUAGGAGGUCGACACGCUUUCAAGCAGAUUGAGAUGUACCCCGAAGACUACGAUGGCGUCAUGGCCGGCUCUCCAGCGUGGUGGACGACACAUCAGCAAUUGUUCAACCUGAAGCAGACGACAUACCAGGCCCCAGCCGGUUCCGAUCAUACCAUUCCCGCCGACAUGUUUUCAGUCAUAGCAGCAGAGGUGUUGAGGCAGUGCGACCCGCAGGAUGGCAACACGGACUUGGUCAUUUCAGAUCCGUACGGCUGCAACUUUAACCCCUUGACAUUGGCGUGCGGUGCGAACAAGUCGACGCAAUGCCUCACGUCUCUCCAGCUGCAAACGCUGUACAAGAUCCAGAAUGACUGGGUUGAUGUGAACCAGACUUUUGUCUAUCCCCACGUUGCGCUUGGCAGCGAGGCCACCUGGGCAGGGCAAAUCGGCACGGGUACCGAACAGGCCAUCUCUAACCAAUACUGGUAUAUUCAAAACCUCUUGGGGCUCAAGAACUUCACCUGGGAGGACCUGGCCUACUCCACCGUCCAGCUCGCCGAUCAGCUGGACCCAGGCAACGCUACCGCAGACGACUUUGAUCUCUCCCCAUUCUACUCCCGCGGCGGCAAACUGAUCCAUUGGCAUGGCCUGUCCGAUGCGACCGUCUCGCCAGGAGCCAGUAUAUACUUUCAUGAUCACGUGGCCCAGACUGUGGGGGCUAAUGGCAUCGAUGUUGACGACUUUUACCAGCUCUACCUGGUCCCUGGUCUCGAGCACUGUGGUGGCACUCCUUCAAUCAUGAACGCGCCGUGGUACAUUGCUGGCCCGAGCCAGGCUAGUUAUUUCACCUUCAUUCCAGACAAUGUCGUCUACAACACGGUUCACGACAUGACCCUGACUCUUGCAUCAUGGGUCGAAGGUGGACGGGCACCAGAGUAUAUUGUAGCCACGGGGUUCACUGAUAAUACGAACCCGGUCGAGUUGUCACUGAAUCGACGUGUUUGCCCCUACCCGCAGCAAGCCUACUGGCUCGGUCCUGACUACGGCACCGGCAGUUAUGUGCAGGAAGAUAACUGGAACUGCUCCCUGAUUUACGGAAGCAGCUUUUCACAGUAG
Pestalotiopsis fici W106-1 is the source of this 1647-nucleotide messenger RNA. RefSeq lists its product as uncharacterized. Lineage: Eukaryota; Fungi; Ascomycota; Sordariomycetes; Amphisphaeriales; Sporocadaceae. Bases 1 to 1647 code for a protein of 548 amino acids. The record is from RefSeq and is a predicted model, not a curated record. The transcript has 4 exons.